AUGGAGGCCAAGAACUGCAAGAGUGCCGCAAAGAUGCAAGUUCAGGGCCAAGCGGGCAAAACCACACAACUGUUGGAUCCCAAGACCGGACACGAGUGUGUCGAGUCAUUUGAUAGCAAAGACCAUUUCAGGCGACUUGAAACUCUGGAAUCGGGCCCCAGUGCGGAUACUGAGGAGACAUGGGCACAUUUGAAGCACCUUGAGGAUCUUGAAGCUGGUCCUAAGAAGCGUGAGCGCAAUGAUUCUAAGGACGAAGAAGAAUCUUUUGUCCAACACGCUCAGGUCGCCAGAAACAAGACUAGCCUACUGGACAAGAAUACAGCCUCCGGACGCGCUCAUUAUGAAUGGGCAGUUCGAACCGGAGUGUGGGAAGACUGGGUUGACGAGGCUGAUUGGCAUGAGAGUAAUGCUGGACUUUCCAGCAACAAGAAGUAG
Messenger RNA from Pestalotiopsis fici W106-1, 435 nucleotides. RefSeq lists its product as uncharacterized. NCBI's taxonomy places the organism in Eukaryota, Fungi, Ascomycota, Sordariomycetes, Amphisphaeriales, Sporocadaceae. Bases 1 to 435 code for a protein of 144 amino acids. The transcript has a single exon. The record is from RefSeq and is a predicted model, not a curated record.